Molecule: messenger RNA, 2411 nt
Organism: Anolis sagrei ordinatus
Lineage: Eukaryota; Metazoa; Chordata; Lepidosauria; Squamata; Anolidae
Gene: THOC1
Product: THO complex subunit 1
Biological process (GO): regulation of DNA-templated transcription elongation; signal transduction; mRNA export from nucleus
Cellular component (GO): THO complex part of transcription export complex
Molecular function (GO): protein binding
Source: RefSeq, a predicted model, not a curated record
ACGGGGCGGAUCGUUGGCGCGGGGUUAUGACGUCAGCAGACCUCGCCGUGUUUCUGUCAGGAGCGGCAACCAUGUCUCCCUCGCCGCCGCUGCUCUUUAGCUUGCCUGAGGCUCGGCUGCGUUUCAUGAACUCUACACAAGAUGCUCUCAAGAGCAAAAACAUUAAACCUUUACUCAAUGCUUUCAGUCAGAUACCUGGAAGUGAAAAUGAAAAAAAGUUUACCUUGGAUCAAGCUUUCAGAGUUGCCGUAGAAGAAGAAAUUAUAAAUAAAUCUCCCUGUGAAAAUGUCUUGGCCAUCAUCUCCCUUGUUAUUAAUGGGGUCACAGAAGGUAUAUGUACAGCAUCAACUCCUUUUGUACUCCUUGGAGAUGUCCUGGAUUGCCUUCCUUUGGACCAAUGUGACAAAAUUUUCACCUUCGUGGAAAAAAAUGUAACCACAUGGAAAUCAAACACAUUUUACUCAGCAGGAAAGAAUUAUUUGCUGAGAAUGUGCAAUGAUCUUUUAAGAAGGUUAUCUAAAUCCCAAAAUACAGUGUUUUGUGGAAGGAUCCAACUAUUCCUAGCUAGAUUAUUCCCACUUUCAGAAAAAUCAGGGCUUAACUUGCAAAGCCAAUUUAAUCUGGAAAAUAUAACUGUUUUCAAUACUGUUGAACAAGAAAGCACCCUUGGACAGAAGCAUGUAGAGGACAGAGAAGAAGGAAUGGAAGUAGAAGAAGGGGAAAUGGGAGAUGAUGAAGCCCCUACUAGUAGUUCCAUUCCGAUAGAUUACAAUCUGUACAGAAAGUUCUGGUCACUUCAAGACUAUUUUAGGAAUCCUGUGCAAUGUUAUGAAAAAGUUUCAUGGAAAACAUUUCUUAAGUAUUCUGAAGAGGUGUUGGCUGUUUUUAAAAGCUACAAAUUAGAUGACACUCAGGCUUCAAGAAAGAAAUUAGAGGAACUAAAAACAGGAGGAGAACAUGUUUACUUUGCUAAAUUCCUCACAAGUGAAAAGUUAAUGGAUUUACAGUUGAGCGACAGCAACUUCCGCCGCCACAUCCUAUUGCAGUAUUUAAUAUUAUUUCAGUAUCUUAAGGGACAAGUGAAAUUUAAAAGUUCAAACUACGUUCUCACUGAUGAACAAUCACUCUGGAUUGAAGAUACUACCAAACUAGUCUAUCAGCUUCUUUCAGAAAACCCCCCAGAUGGAGAGAGAUUUGCAAAAAUGGUGGAGCACAUAUUAAACACAGAAGAAAACUGGAAUUCAUGGAAAAAUGAAGGCUGUCCAAGUUUUGUGAAAGAAAGACCAGGCGAAUCUAAGGCAAUCAGACCUUUUGUGCGAAAGAGACCCGCUCCUGAAGACUUCCUGGGAAAAGGACCCAGCAAAAAAAUUCUCAUGGGGAAUGAAGAAUUGACUCGGCUCUGGAAUUUAUGCCCAGAUAACAUGGAAGCUUGUAAAUCUGAGAGCCGAGAAUAUAUGCCUACGCUGGAAGAGUUCUUUGAAGAGGCUAUUGAACAGGCAGAUCCUGAAAAUAUGGUGGAUAAAGAAUUUAAAGUCGUGAAUAAUUCUAACUAUGGUUGGAGAGCAUUAAGGCUCUUGGCACGCAGGAGUCCUCACUUCUUCCAGCCAACCAACCAGCAGUUUAAAAGUUUACCAGAAUAUCUUGAAAACAUGGUCAUCAAAUUAGCUAAAGAACUACCUCCUCCUUCUGAAGAAAUUAAAACAGGCGAAGAAGAUGAGGAAGAUAAUGAUGCUUUGUUAAAGGAAAACAAUGAAAGUCCGGAUGUUCAACGGGACAAACUUGUAACAGGGGAACAGAUAGAGCUGUUUGCUUAUAAGCUUGGAGAAUACUGGAAAGUUCUGUCUCCAUACUUGGAAAUGAAAGAGUCCGAUAUAAGGCAGAUCGAAUCAGAUAGUGAAGAUGUGAAGAUGAGAGCUAAGCAGCUCCUUGUUACUUGGCAAGAUCAAGAGGGAAUCCAUGCAACUAUGGAAAAUCUGAUUAAUGCAGUGAACAAAGCUGGGUUAAAUGAACUUGCUGAAAGCCUAACGAAUGACAGUGAAAACAAUGGAUAAUUUGGGGCUAUUUUUUUUAAAUAGAACAAUGAUGGUUAUUGUUGCUAAGUGACAAUGCCAAACAUAGGCCAGUUGAACUUGGUAAACAAACUAUAUCUUUUAGUAACAUUUUCUUGGAAGUUCCCAGAAGAGGACCAAUAUUCACGACCCAGCAGGAGUUAUUCUACUAUGACAAGUUGUGACCUUUUUAUUUAGGCUGUUUUCAGAAUUAAUUUAAGGGGAGUGAGAGGUACACUGCUUUUGAUGUCGACUCUAACACAAAGUACAUAUUUGCGAAAAUGUAUAAGGAAGUAUAUCACCUUCUGUAUUAAAAAAUGGACUGUUCAGUCAAAUCAGAUUAAAUUUCUAAACUUUGUUUGA